CAAGAAAAGAGAUUAGGAUCCCCACAGUUCACUAGCAAGCAAGCUAGCAAGCAAGCAAGCUAGCAAGCAAGCAAGCUAGCAAGCAAGCAAGCAAGCAAGCUAGCAAGCAAGCAAACAAAGACAUCAGGUCGACUUAUGAUGAACCUACAUUCCAAACGCCCCAGAAUCAACGGCGCACCGGGACAGCUGUGCAAUUAUCCAAUGGUGCAAUGGGGAAUCCUCCGAAGAAUGCACUUCGCACAUCUCUUGUUGAUCUUUCCUGCGGCUUGCGACUUGAUCUGUUCUUUCAACCUCGCGAUCGAACAGAUGAGGAUAAAUGAUGAGAACUCGAUUAGGCCUCAUUACGCUCAAGAAUACCACUCGCGUUCGAUAACUCUUCCAAGGCAAGAAUUCCAGAAAACCCAAGGACCAGCAAAUUUGAGCUUUAAAAGAGCGACCGCCAUCAGGGCCAUCGCCAGGAAAAGAAGAAGUGUGAUACGAGAAGAUCAAGGAAAGAUUCCUUUGACGUUAUCAACCGUUUAUUCCAUCGCGUGUUUCCCCCGCCCCCUCGACAUUGAAGGUCAUCAUCGGUAGUCCUGUGAAUCUACCCCCCGCACCUAGCUUCGGCUCGAGAAGAAAGGUUACGCGUGUUAGGCUCUGGGACUUGUUUUGCUUUUUUCUUGCUGGUGCCGUCAUCAAGGGACUGGGUAUGCAUUGGGCUCUGACCAAAGCUUUGCGGCUACCUGUAUUGUGUCUUCACACACGGGCUGCACACACCGACAACUGACAUGGGAGAAGGAUCAGCCAGAGCAAGCUAGCUUGUUGUGUUCUCGUACGAAAUCAGCAUUGCUCCAUUUGCACCACUG
This is a messenger RNA of Aspergillus saccharolyticus JOP 1030-1, 845 nucleotides long. RefSeq lists its product as uncharacterized. The record is from RefSeq and is a predicted model, not a curated record. The transcript is spliced from 2 exons. Bases 136 to 573 code for a protein of 145 amino acids. Lineage: Eukaryota; Fungi; Ascomycota; Eurotiomycetes; Eurotiales; Aspergillaceae.